Messenger RNA from Rotaria socialis, 1410 nucleotides. The record is from the annotation of a GenBank genome assembly. Lineage: Eukaryota; Metazoa; Rotifera; Eurotatoria; Philodinida; Philodinidae.
AUGGCAAACCAAAGUAACACUAGUAGAAGUAUAUCAACAUUAGUCGCUGUUGAACAAUACAUGUCAAUAUAUGGCCCACUAAUAUUGACAACUCUUGGAAUAAUUGGUAAUAUUCUUUCUAUAUUAAUAUUUUUAUCUCCUCGAUAUCGCCGACAAUCAUCACAUUUCUAUCUUUUAUCCCUUGCGAUAUCUGACCUUUGUUUUCUAUGUAUAAAUCUUAUUGAAGACACAUUUCGUAAUCAUAAUGAAUUAUAUCAGUCCCGUAUAAACAUCCUUGAUCAUAGUUCAUCUAUUAUUUGUAUAUUUAUUCAAUAUGCAAGGAAUACAACGCGUUUAUUAUCAUCAUGGAUCAUUGUUUCAUUUACAAUUGAGCGUCUUCUUGUUGUAUAUCAUCCGUUAAAACGAGCUAUCAUAUGUCGUCGUAAAAUAGCACGUUUCGUUGUUUUUUUUCUUUUCCUUAUGAGUUUUUUAAUUAAUGUCAAUGUUCCAUUUCAUUAUGGAAUAAUUAAUUUAACGAAUAAUUUUGGAAAAGAAGAUACAAUCUGUGAUAUUUUACCAAAAUAUCGUUCAAUUUAUAUGAGAUUUGCUAUAAGCGCAAUGAUUACAGUUUAUUUGGUACCUAUGUGUAUAAUUGGAUUUGUUAACAUGCUUAUUUGUUCUAAACUUUGGAGAAAAAGUUUAUUAACAGAAAAAGAUAAUAAUGAUCAUUUAUGUGAACAAAGACAGAAAAUAAAACAUUCUCGUCGUCCAAUGAAUAUAUUGGAAUUAUUUUCAUGUUUGCAUCGAUCAAAGUCUACAUCAAAUAUUAUGAAACCAACUGAAAAAUUUGAACGACCACGUAUAUCUUCAUCAAAUCAAAGUCAAUCAAUUGGACCAUUGAUAACAACUAAAACGAAUAGAACUCAGAUCAAUAAUUAUCUUUCCACUGAAAGAAUCCGAAAUCCUACUAAGUCAAAUUCAUUUUUGAAUUCAUCCGUUCAUUAUACUCCAGGUUCAAAACCAUCUCCCACGUGUGUUAAAACGUAUAUUCAAUCUCGUGCAAAUCGUGUAACAGUAACACUUCUACUCGUAUCAUGCUCAUUUCUAUUAUUAAAUUCUCCAUAUUGUGCUGUAUGGAUUGCUAAUUAUAUUCAUGGAUUUCGUAAUGCAACCUUAAAAUCAAUCAAAGAAAUAACAGAGUUAUUUAUGUUAACGAACUUUUGUAUAAAUUUUUUAUUAUAUUGUGUCAGUGGAGAAGUAUUUCGCGGUGAACUUAUGUACAUACUUCAAUGCCACUGGAAAGAAUUAUAUAAUAGAAAUGACGGAGAACAUCGGGGAAGUAAUAAAUAUCGUCCAAAUGAUGAAAUACAGUUAAAAGAAUCAAAAACAAAACAUCGUCCAACAAACGAUGUAAUUAAAAAUCUCAAUUAA